This is a messenger RNA of Eupeodes corollae, 1766 nucleotides long. Its product is annotated as syntenin-1-like. The coding region runs from base 395 to 1324 and encodes 309 amino acids. The transcript is spliced from 5 exons. Lineage: Eukaryota; Metazoa; Arthropoda; Insecta; Diptera; Syrphidae. The record is from RefSeq and is a predicted model, not a curated record. Gene Ontology annotation, cellular component: plasma membrane; cytoplasm. Gene Ontology annotation, molecular function: protein binding.
UGGCCCUCUGCAAGCAAUGCAACCAUCGUGAAUCUGAUUCAUGAAUCUCAUUCCAAAUCUACUUAUUAAUCGAGCAAGUGGACUGACUGAUAAAAUUCUAUUUUCCUUCUCCAGUAGUAGUUCUCAAGUUAGUUGCCAUUGCCAGUUCCACUUCCAGUCUUCAUCCAUCUUCAGUCUUCACUUUUAUAUUUGUUUCAUGUGAGGAGUGACGUGCUGUGUUGCUGAGUGUUGUUUAACUUUGUUUAUUAUUUUUAAUCAAAAUUUAAUUAAAUCAAUAGUGUUUUAUUUUGUAUAGCUACUCUAUAGUUAUUAUUCUUUAAAGUAUAUUUGAUUUGCAUCUGCACUUUGCAGUAAAUAUCGCUUUUUCACCGGAUCGGAAACAAAAAUUGCCAAAAUGUCUCUAUAUCCAUCAUUGGAGGACAUGCAAGUUGACAAACUUGUCCAAAAUCAACGUGCCAUGGUGAAUGAAGUGAUUCAAUUUUCACAAGACGCUCCCGUUGCUACUCCUGCAAUCACUUCGCCAUAUCCUGUUGCUAAUGUACAAAAUGGUACUGUCGUUUAUCCAGCCUUAGGAAAUUUUCUCGGAUUGGAAUUAUCUGAUGAGAUGAUUCGACAAAAUAUGCCAGAAUAUAUGACUGAUACCACAGAUACUGCCAUUGAACCAGCAAGAAAUUCACCAUACCCAUCGAAUAAUGGUCUUAUUGCACCUGUUACAGGCAAUAAUGUCAUUCCAGCUGUAGCUCAGGUCAAUCACAGUAUUCGGGAGCUGAUUCUAUGCAAAGAUUCUAAGGGAAAAGUCGGGCUAAGAGUACAGUCUAUCGAUAAUGGUGUUUUUGUUUGUAUUGUGGUCAAAGGUAGUCCAGCUGCAAUGGCUGGUUUGAGGUUUGGCGAUCAAAUUCUACAAAUCAAUGGAACUCUCGUUAGUGGAUAUUCUGUAGACAAGAUUCAUAAGAUGCUCAAAACAUCAGGAAAUAAUAAUAUAUCCGUUGUGGUUCGAGAUAGGCCAUUUGAGAGAACAGUUACCUUAUUGAAGGACUCAAAAGGCAGCAUGGGAAUAGUCUUUAAAAACGGAAAAAUAACUGACAUUGUUAAGGAUUCAUCUGCAGCCCGCAAUGGAGUCCUAAUCAAUCACAAUCUACUCGAAGUCAAUGGCCAAACUGUAGUUGCAAUGAAAGAUAAAGAAAUCGGCAAAAUUAUCACUGACGCACCUGGCAACACCAUCAAAAUAACAAUAAUUCCAUCGUUUUUGUAUGAGCAUUUAAUCAAAAAGCUUUCAACAUCAUUCCUUCGUGGUAAAAUGGAUCACAGUGUUCCUGAAUUCUAAAAGACAACAACAACACUGCCAAAAAUAAUAUUCACAAAACGCCAAAUAUGAAUACUACAACAAAAAUAAGAACAAAUUUUAAGCAUAGUUUCAGGGCUAAAUCUCUGUUGAGUGCCGAAUAGCAUUUAAAAACAUAUUUUUAUCAAUUCCAUUUUUAUUCACAAAGAAAUUAAUAUAAUUAACAACAAAUCAAAAAGUCUAACUGUUCGAUUGUUAAAACAAAAAGUCUUAUCACAAAAAUGAAUCCAAUAUAUGGUUACAGACUUUUUUAUUUUUAACCUGAUCAAUAUUGGUAUUCGAAUUUAAAUAUCUAUGCAAUACUUAUGUUUGAAAAUGCGUAAUAUUGGACUUAGUUGCACAACAGCGAUUAUCUAUUUAAGUUAAGUAUUUUUUCGAUCAAUUUAUAUUUACUUGAAAUAAAUAAAAAUCUAAAUAAAAAUAA